Seminavis robusta is the source of this 642-nucleotide messenger RNA. The record is from the annotation of a GenBank genome assembly. NCBI's taxonomy places the organism in Eukaryota, Bacillariophyta, Bacillariophyceae, Naviculales, Naviculaceae.
AUGCAGUGCUUCUACAAAGAGUACAACAUAACCCAUGGAGAUGCCAUGGAGGCAGGCGAGUUCUUCUAUCAGCUGACUAUGCUGCAGCCAGGUCUCCAUGUGGCGGUAGAACCGUUGGUUUCCACAAGCAACUACAUGUUCAUGGUCGAUGUUGCGUGUUACCAACCAGAUAAAGUACGGAUGGACAAAGAGUUGCAGAUUUUCAUGGCUGGGUGGCAUACUCUCUAUCAAUGCCUCUUUCCCAACUUUGCGGCAAUGCGGGCUGGAUUUACACAACUCUGCGAGUGUAUGGAUAGUGGCUUCAUCAACUUUGACAGUGUUGUGACUCAAAAACAGAUUCACGAAUUGUACAUACCCUACCCCAAGACCCACAAGGAAGACUUCUUUCUCAACUCUCCAACUUCAGUCAACACACUUUGGGCCAUGUUCAAGCCAUACCUUCCAGAGAGGAUCAGGAAUGCUAUGCACCUUGGGCACAAAGUGAGAGGGUUUGAAGGGAGGAGAGUUGAUGUUCUUUACAAGCAACCAACUCCAGAGGAUGGGAGACAAAGGAUGUGUGUCAAAGUUUAUGAAUUGACGCAACUUCGAUUCAAGAAUGAAGCCAGUUUCAGCCUAGAAGGAGCCUCCGUAAUAUCAAACUGA